Molecule: messenger RNA, 1484 nt
Organism: Lactuca saligna
Lineage: Eukaryota; Viridiplantae; Streptophyta; Magnoliopsida; Asterales; Asteraceae
Source: the annotation of a GenBank genome assembly
AAUAAUAUGGCUUCCUAAGGGAAAAAGAAAGAGCCUAAACCCUCGGCCCUCGGCGGCACACCGGGAGUUGUAUACCUUCCGCCUCCCAAUUGCUUGGUUGCCAGUUGCCUCGCCAGUCGCCACAAAUGGACGCGACAGAUAUGGACGUAGAAGUAAAUGAACAACACAACCGCAUCAUUCCCGAUACCAGCAGCUCAUCGAAGCGAUUUGCAUUAAAAAAUUCCAUUCAAACCAACUUCGGUGAUGAUUACGUUUUCCAAAUCGUCCCCAAGGAAGACUGGACAACGAUGGCUGUGUCUCUGUCGUCCAAUUCCGUGAAGCUGUAUUCACCGGUUACCGAUGGCACUCUCAGGGCUUGGGAUACUCGCUCUUACCAACAGGUGUCUUGCCUAAAUGCUGGUCCUUCUCAAGAAAUAUUUAGUUUUUCAUUCGGCGGAUCUGGUGAUAAUCUUCUUGCUGCAGGUUGUAAAUCUCAGAUACUUUUCUGGGAUUGGAGAAACAAGAAGCAGGUUGCCUGCUUGGAGGAGUCUCAUAUGGAUGAUGUGACACAGGUUCAUUUUGUACCGAAUGAGAAAAAUAAGCUUAUAUCUGCCUCUAUUGAUGGACUAAUUUGUACUUAUGACACCAGUGGAGAAAUCAAUGAUGAUGAUCAUCUGGAAUCAGUGAUUAAUGUGGGGACAUCUAUCGGAAAAGUGGGGCUUUUUGGAGGGACAUAUGAGAAGCUAUGGUGUUUGACUCACAUUGAAACUUUAAGUAUUUGGGAUUUGAAAGAGUCUAGAGUUGAUGCCAAUUUUGAGGAUGCUCGCUCCUUGGCCUCUAAUAGCUGGUCUCUAGAUCAUGUUGACUAUUUUGUUGACUGUCACUACUCGGCGGUGGAUGAGCGAUUAUGGGUUAUAGGCGGCACAAAUGGCGGCAGUUUGGGAUACUUCCCGGUAGGGUAUGCAGAAGGUAUGAGAUCAAUUUUGUCACCAGAAGCGGUUCUCCAUGGUGGUCAUGGUGUUGUUGUUAGGAGUGUGCUGCCUUCCCCCACCAUGAGAAGUGUGAUGAACAACAAAAAGCAGAACCAGAACCAGAACCAAACAGAGGGGAUAUUUGGGUGGACAGGUGGCGAAGACGGACGAUUGUGUUGCUGGUUGUCUGACAAUUCGUCUGACAUAAAUCAAUCUUGGAUAUCGACUUCAUUGGUUGAAAAACACCCCAAAAAUCGCAAGAAAAAGAGGCAUCAACCUUAUUAGAGUGACUGCAAGUGAUGUGUAUUUUGAUGUUGUGCAAUACUUCCUGUUUUGCUUUUCUUUAUUUACUUUUUUUUUUAUAAUUUCUUUUCACUACCAUGUCAAGUUCUAUGAUUUGUAGUGUGGAGUUGUUUACUCUCUCGUUGUGUAACAAAAAAUCAGUUCAUUCUUGUUGAAAACGUGUAUCAAUGCUUUUUUCCAUCACGUCUUAGUCUUGUUAAUGAGCAGGUAGAAUUAUUAACAGUUUAAAAA